Chenopodium quinoa (quinoa) is the source of this 654-nucleotide messenger RNA. RefSeq lists its product as uncharacterized. The coding region runs from base 1 to 654 and encodes 217 amino acids. The transcript has a single exon. The record is from RefSeq and is a predicted model, not a curated record. NCBI's taxonomy places the organism in Eukaryota, Viridiplantae, Streptophyta, Magnoliopsida, Caryophyllales, Amaranthaceae.
AUGAAGGUGAAGGUGCCGAGUUUGAUGAAGAAGAUAAUAGCCGCAUUUUCAAACAAAACAAAUGAUUUAAGAGUACGUUUAAUGAUAUUCUUUCUUCUACACAAGAAUUUUGAUAAAACCUCACUAACCAAUUCCCUUCAAGCCCUUGUUUCUCACCACCCUCACCAUAAGAAGAAAAACGACGAUGCCAUCGACGAGAAGGAAGAGUUAGAGCUCGUCGAAAAUCGACUAGACAACAAAGAACACGAAGAUGAUGAAGAAGAAAUGAAUGGUCAUAGUUUGUUGUUGAACUAUAACAAAGCUACAAGCAUGAUGGUGAGUGACACUACUCACGACAUGAGGGUUGUACAAGAUGUAGCGCGAAUAUAUACACCAAAUCAAAUUGGUGAGCAACAACGUAACGUGGAUUUGACGCACGCGCUGUUCAAGGAGUCUGAGGCGGAGAUGGAGAAGGAGGAAGAGACCGAGGAGGUGGUCGAGGGUGGCGGGCAGAGAAUGAUUGAGGAGGAGGAGGAGGCUAUGGGAGAUGAGGAUAUAGACCAAGCAGCUGAUAUGUUCAUACAAAGGUUUAAGAAACAAAUGCUUCUACAAAAACAACGUUCAUUGGAGAGGCAACAAUAUAAUAAUUGUUCCUAUCUUUUGUCUAAUGCUUGA